Molecule: messenger RNA, 827 nt
Organism: Topomyia yanbarensis
Lineage: Eukaryota; Metazoa; Arthropoda; Insecta; Diptera; Culicidae
Exons: 4
Coding region: 181-756 (191 amino acids)
Biological process (GO): sensory perception of smell
Molecular function (GO): odorant binding
Source: RefSeq, a predicted model, not a curated record
UUUGGCUAAUCAAUACCACACAAUCAAUCAGUGUCACACCUGCAGGGUCUGGUUCGGGCGAAAGCACAACUCACCUGCGAAAUUAUAGCUACGAAAAAGAAAUAAACUGCUAAACAAAACAAAGAGAAAGAACCGAGAAGGCAAAGAGAAAGAAAGUAAAUAAACAAUCUUAUAUAUUCGAUGAAAAUUUUAACGAAGCAGUCUACGGUGAACAGUUGGACGGAGACAAGCUUCCGAUCAGUUGGUAAUUUCUGUACGCGGCAAUACCAGCAAGCAGAAAAGAUUUGUAGGUCAGUCUUGCCGAGCCGCGACAAAAUAAAGAGUGAAAGUGCAAGAAAACAAGCAAACAUGAAGUCCAUAUUGGCGUACAGUGUGUCACUGCUACUUCUAGCAUCGAUCCCACCGAAUCACGGACAGGACUUCAAAGGUGCAAUCGAUCAGUGCACGAAGGAGUUCGACAUGGACAUGGACGUGGUUAUUUCGCUCAAGUACGGCGAUUUCAGUGAACGCGAUCCAUUGAUAGAGUGCUUCACCGAGUGUCUGAUGAAACGAUCUGGAUUCAUGUUCGACGAUUUCACGUACAACAAGACGCAAAUCAUUGGAUUUGCCGGCCGAUAUCUGGAACCAGAAGGGGCACAAAAUGUUUACGACAAUUGCAUCGACAGAUUCGGAACGACGGUUUGCGUGACUGGAUUCGAGAUGUACCAAUGUAUACAUGAGACGGCCGUGUCCGAUUGGGUAGAAAGCAAUUUUUAAAGUCCGGACUACGCGCGUCGAAUAUUAUUGUUUUGCUGAAUAGUACGUCUGUAGCUGAAUGAGUUGAUUGA